UAGACGCUGGCUUUGUCUCAGCCAACUGUGCUUUCGAGUGUUAGUUGUACCAAGGACGGGUUUCGGACCGGAUUAUGUGUGUAGGUGGGUUCGAAAAAAAGAACGAGAAUCAUUCCACUUGGGCUUCCAAGCUGGACUCACUACUUACAAGCUUGUUAACAAUCUCAACCAUUCGCAAUCUCACACAUCUUCUCGACCAUCAUCAUCUUGGUUGACUUGACCGGGCACACACUACGGCACCCAAGACCAGAGACGAAGCAAAUGUGCACCUACAAGACCCACAUCCGCGUGUGCCGCCGGUGCAGCAGCGAGGACACAGUCCUCAUUUCAGAACAACUCUGUUCCGUAGCCAGGAACAGCGGCAGCGGCAUCUUUGGCUCCUGCCUAUCCGGGGUUUCCGGCCAACGAGAUCAGACGGGGUACAAGUGCUGGCAAUGCCAGGACGAAGCAACCCUCCCGGCAUCCCGGUCUCGAAGCAGUAGUGGCAGUGGGAGUAGCACCUCGAGUGGCAGCACAGGCGGAGGACCAAGGAGGAGGGGGAGCAGUGUUAGUGUUAGUGUACCCAUUGGAGCGCAAGGUGUGAACUCCAUGUAUGGAUACAACAACAAUAACAACUAUCACCAUGGAGUUGGAGGGGGUGGUGGCAGUGGUGGUGUUUAUGACAGGGGGCAGCAGCAGAGACGGAUCUCGGUAUCAGGACAGACGACGACGACGACGACGACAUUGAUGAUGUUGCAAGGACAAGGGAGGGAGUACGUGCCUGGACCGGCAGCAUUACCGGUAUCAGAGCAACAGCAACAGGGACAACAACAGGAUCUCGAAAGGAGGUUGAGGAGGAUGGGGAAGAUGAGGGCAGACUUGGGGAGAUAUGAUGGGCGGUUCAUAUAGAUCAGAUUGUUCGCGUGGGUAUUGCUGGCAUUGGUCAUGUCAUUUGUCGUAUCGAUCCGAGGCAUCCAAGGCACUCGGUUCCUGGCAGCCAUGUUUGUUAAGUGUGGAUCCAGUCGAGCCGAUCUGGACCCUGGAACAGAAGAAUGCUGGACCCUUUACUUGUUGGUAGAAUAGCUAGAACUUAUAAAGGUGUUAAGUGGU
Molecule: messenger RNA, 1089 nt
Organism: Neurospora crassa OR74A
Lineage: Eukaryota; Fungi; Ascomycota; Sordariomycetes; Sordariales; Sordariaceae
Exons: 2
Coding region: 262-888 (208 amino acids)
Source: RefSeq, a predicted model, not a curated record